This is a messenger RNA of Ceutorhynchus assimilis (cabbage seed weevil), 1658 nucleotides long. NCBI's taxonomy places the organism in Eukaryota, Metazoa, Arthropoda, Insecta, Coleoptera, Curculionidae. The record is from the annotation of a GenBank genome assembly.
AAAAUGCUGAGUCAAAUAGUUUAGGGAGUCAGUAUAACUUUUCGUGCUUCCACUGCAAAAUGAAGUAUUCAAUAGUUUUCGUGGUUUUGGUUGGGACAUUUGCUGGCUUUGCCAAGACAUCACCUGCACCUCCUUGUCCCGUUGACAUCGCAGUCGAAGCCUACUUCUCAGACAGCGACUGUUCCAAAUUUUGGCAAUGCGCAGCCGGAAUACCGUACCAAUUGUCCUGUGCUACCGGUUUGAACUUCAACCCUACUUUAAACGUAUGCGACUGGCCAGAUUCAGCUGGAUGUACUGGAAGAGGUUGGUCUAACACCACAACUACCACAACUGAGGCUACUACCACUAGUACUAGUAUUACUACUGCUAGACCCUCUACUACUCCUACAACUACUACCACCACCAGUACAACACCCGCUACUCGUACAACGACUACCACUCGUACAACCUCUACAACUACUACCACGACCACGCCAAGGCCUACUAUGACUACGACCACCCGUAAACCAUGUAUACCAAACCCUUGGUGGCCAUGGUGGUGCAUGAAUCCAUAUUAAAAACCAACUCUUUUCCAGCCCUCUCGCUUAAUUUAUUUAAUUUAUUGCAAUAAAAACAAACCACGUUCUUAACUUUUUUUUUAUUUUGUUGUCAAGCAAGAAAAAGUACCCACACCUUUACGCAUUCUACUCUAUAUAAUAGAGAUUGAAAACUGCAGGUCAUAGGAAUAGAGACGUCUACAAUAUACUUCCGGAACUGUUGAUUAGAUAAAGUACCUACAGUUUAUGGAAAAUAAUUCAUAGUUACCCAGUUGAUGCCGAUACAAACGAAAUAUCUACAAUGUUGUUAUUUUCCUAUAUUUUUAUCAACUUAAUUAUAAUAUUAAGGAUGAUGUCAAUUAUUAUUUUAAACAAUAGAAAAACUAAAACACGCAUACACGAUUUUAAAACAAUAUGUAAUAACUAACAAUCCUCCUUAUUGCUGAAAAACGGUUACAAACAGGACGUACCAAACUUGGUAAUACAUAAUACAAACGAUAGGUUAUAAACGAAGCUUUUUAUUUAUUUACUUUUGAAGCCAUCUACUUAAUUAUUGCACUAAGUUUUGCACACAUCUAUAUGGACCUGUGUAAAUAAAAAAAAACACUUGUUCGAAAGUUGUUUCUCAAUUUGAAUAACAAAACUUAAAUAAUGUUAGUUUGGUUGUACCCGACUAUUAUUCGCUUGAUAUUGACAGGGCAAAUCCACAUGGAUACGUGAUCACGUGUUUUCGUGCAUAAAUCAAGUACAUGUAAAAAUGGUUCAUUCACAAUAGCAAUUCGUGAUAAGGAUAAGGGACGAGUUGUCAUACUGUGGAGUGUUGUAAAAAGAAAGUUACCUAAGGUCCAAAUAGAUAUAAGGACGCAACUACCUAUCUGCUUUAAUACUGGAAUAAUGUACUAUAUAAUAUAGGUACUUCACCUACGACCAGACGAAUUUUUUUGUUUCCAUUUUCUAAUGGCCACUGCAAGUUGCAGAAGUAAAAGUAGGCUGUGGCAAUUUCAUUGCAACACAUACAGAUCCAACUAGUAUCCUAUUUAUACAAGCUGAUUGGUCUAUGCCCUGCCCUCUACGUUACCAUUCAAACACACACAUUGACAUCUGGAAGCAGUUGUUCCCCUA